Capronia coronata CBS 617.96 is the source of this 729-nucleotide messenger RNA. RefSeq lists its product as uncharacterized. The coding region runs from base 1 to 729 and encodes 242 amino acids. The record is from RefSeq and is a predicted model, not a curated record. The transcript has a single exon. Lineage: Eukaryota; Fungi; Ascomycota; Eurotiomycetes; Chaetothyriales; Herpotrichiellaceae.
AUGGCACCUACCAUCUCUCCCUCGGGUGCCUCAGGCCAGCAUUUGAACGCGAUCAUUUCUCGAUCACUAUCCUCCUCCGUCAAGACUCUAUCUUCACGGGCCACAUCCUCCAAGAAGACACCCCUCGCAUCAUUAUUCGCCCUGAUCAUCCGAGGCACGAUCAACCUGUCUAAACGAACACUCACAGACGCCGUCCUCACACCACACUCUUCCGUCUCCCAAGCCAUCCAUCCCGUCCUGAUCCCUGCCUCGCCGCUCUCGAAACGCCAGAAUGCCAUCCUCGCCAUCCCCACAACAUACGCCGGCCUCAACAGCGGCCCUGCGCCUGGUGCGCUGGUUGGGAUCGUUCUCGGCUCGAUCGCCGGGUUCAUUCUGAUUCUGUACAUCUUCCUCUCGGCAUUUCGACUAUCCGGGUACGGUAGCAACCGAGAGACGGUGGUCGAGGAGGACGUUGUGCGCCACCGUCGACGGUCGCCGCGGCGGAGUCGCAGUCGCAGCAGAGCCAUGACGGAAGCGAGCGGUCCGCGACGGGAACGGGUCGUGGAAGAAAGGGUCGUGGUGGAGGAGGAUGUCGCGCCUAGCGCCGAGGAGGAUAUUGUUGAAGUCAUCGAGGAGCAUUCCCCGGAACGGCCGGCGCGGAAACCGAGUGGUCGGAGUGGCUAUCGGACCGUCGACCCGGCCGAGUUUGGAGGUGGGAAUCGUCCGAUGAGGAAGGUUUCCAGACGAUGA